AUGGAUUAUCUCAUGGAUAUCUCAGUGGCAGAUAUUGACAUGUGCCUGGAUGGUCCAAUGCCAGUGCCCACUGAUGACCUCUCCUCAAUCACUAGCAUCUACACCAACUUCCCUCGACUACGCAACCAAUUCGUGACCAAACUGGCCGAAUGGAAACUGACCCUAAACUACAAACAAGAAAAUUACACAUCAGGCCAAACCCUCAUCAAUAACCUCAUCAGCCUCUCAGCCCAUCUAUGCAAGUCUUUCCUGAAAGUAGAAGUCCUGUACUUGCCAACCACGCCCAUCUGUUUCUGCUAUAGGGCUAAUGAUAUGCAUGCCGUGUUAAUCAAACUGAUCCACCUGCUACGGUCAGAUCCUAACCUCGUUGUCACGGCGCCUGAUUUCCUGGCUGGUGCUCUAGGUAUGAUUCUCGUCCAGGUUGGGAGACUAUCUAUCACCGAUGUCUCUGAUGAGAAUGCUCGUAGGAUGGAUCAGUUGGCGGAUGUCAUUGAUGCGCAGGUGGGUAUUGGGGCGUAUGCUAGUAUUGAUUACUGGAAUACUCGCGAGCAGCAGAUCCUGAAGGGAGUUUGGGAGCGGAUGCAUUAUAGCGAUCCGUCUUGUCGGUGUACCCAGUGUAAAGUGAAGAACCUUGACUUGUUGCAGUUGUCCUUGGACUCCUGUCACUGGCAGCUAUGA
This is a messenger RNA of Penicillium malachiteum, 678 nucleotides long. RefSeq lists its product as uncharacterized. Lineage: Eukaryota; Fungi; Ascomycota; Eurotiomycetes; Eurotiales; Aspergillaceae. Bases 1 to 678 code for a protein of 225 amino acids. The record is from RefSeq and is a predicted model, not a curated record. The transcript has a single exon.